CAGCAAAUCCUGCUCCACACAGCUCCAGCCAAUGAAGAGCCUCGCCAGCCUGCCGGAGCACUGAGAGUUGCAGUAAUGGGAGGCUGACAUUCUGCUAGUGCUGCUGCUAAAGGCAAUGAUGGGGUCUGGCUGCACAAGCUGCUUGGCUUUCCCCGACAUGCACAACCCCGGAGACACGACUGCAUGUGUGAGCGAUGCAACUUGCCUUGCCGUGACCGAGCGCAGGAUCCUCAUGGAUUGAACGGGCUGUACAUGUAGUUGAAGAUGAAAUGCUUUUCUCGUUACCUGCCUUACAUCUUCAGACCUCCGAACACCAUCCUGUCUUCCAGCUGCCACACAGAAGAAUGUGGCCAUGGUGUGCUCCACUUGGGAGGUUGUCCCCACUGUCUGCAGACAUUGGCUUGCUCUACGGAUCAUGGAUACUUGUGUUUUUUCUUUACCUAAUCCGAACCAUCAACAGGCUGUCAAUGGAGGAGGACAUUGAUACCCGCAAAAUUAACAAUAGUUUCCUGCGCGAUCACAGCUAUGCAACAGAAGCUGACAUUAUCUCGACAGUUGAAUUCAACAACACAGGAGAACUGCUUGCCACAGGAGACAAGGGGGGCCGUGUCGUAAUAUUUCAACGUGAGCAGGAGAGCAAAAAUCAGCCUCACAGGAGAGGAGAGUAUAAUGUUUACAGCACUUUCCAGAGCCACGAGCCAGAAUUCGAUUACUUGAAAAGUUUAGAGAUUGAAGAGAAAAUAAACAAAAUAAGAUGGCUUCCUCAGCAGAAUGCUGCAUAUUUCCUGCUGUCCACUAAUGAUAAAACUGUAAAACUAUGGAAAGUCAGUGAGCGAGACAAGAGACCAGAGGGCUAUAACUUGAAAGAUGAAGAAGGAAGGCUGCGUGACCCAUGCACAAUAACUACACUAAGAGUACCUGUAUUGAGGCCCAUGGAUCUAAUGGUGGAGGCCACACCCCGCAGAGUGUUUUCCAAUGCACACACAUAUCACAUUAAUUCAAUAUCUGUGAACAGCGACUAUGAAACCUACAUGUCAGCAGAUGAUCUAAGGAUAAACCUGUGGAAUCUAGAGAUAACAAAUCGAAGUUUCAACAUUGUGGAUAUUAAACCAACCAACAUGGAAGAACUUACAGAAGUGAUAACAGCCGCAGAAUUUCAUCCGCAUAAUUGCAAUACAUUUGUAUAUAGCAGCAGUAAAGGAACAAUACGACUCUGUGACAUGAGAUCUUCAGCUCUAUGUGACAAGCAUUCGAAGUUAUUUGAAGAGCCAGAGGAUCCCAGCAACAGAUCGUUUUUUUCCGAAAUCAUUUCUUCCAUUUCAGAUGUAAAGUUCAACCACAGUGGCCGGUAUAUCAUGACCCGAGACUACCUUACAGUCAAAGUCUGGGACCUGAAUAUGGAGAACAGGCCAAUAGAGACAUACCAGGUCCAUGAUUACCUCCGCAGCAAGCUAUGUUCACUCUAUGAGAAUGACUGCAUCUUUGACAAAUUUGAAUGUGUAUGGAAUGGUUCAGACAGUGUCAUCAUGACUGGCUCGUACAACAAUUUCUUCAGAAUGUUUGACCGCAACACCAAACGCGAUGUCACAUUGGAAGCCUCUCGAGAGAACAGCAAACCAAGAGCAAUUCUCAAGCCACGCAAAGUCUGCGUAGGAGGCAAACGCAGAAAAGAUGAAAUUAGUGUGGAUAGCCUGGACUUUAGCAAAAAAAUUCUCCACACUGCUUGGCACCCUUCAGAAAACAUCAUAGCCGUGGCAGCCACAAAUAAUCUGUAUAUAUUUCAGGACAAGGUUAACUAGAACGCUAUUACAAAAAUACUAGGUACCGUGUGUUCCAAGGCUUUUUAAUAUAUUUUUUCUUCUCCCAUUUUCUAAUAUUUUGUUUUUGUGUGUUUUUUUUUUUUCCAUUCACCACGUUCUUCCUUUGCCGACACAUAGGUGAAAGUCACCCCAAGACCCCUUUACACCAUUUCAAACUGCUGACAAUUUUUCAUUUUCUUUUUCUCCUUCUUUGUGUUGGCAACCUUCCUGUGGCAUGGUUCUGAGACAUGCUCUGUAGGGGCGUGCUGUUGGCCUCUCAUGCAGCAUGAAGGGUUUAAGCAAAAAACUUUGGAGAACACAAAUGUUGGGUAUAUAUACUAUUUCUUUUUAAUUGGUAAUUACAUUUUUAAUAAAAGAUGAU
Molecule: messenger RNA, 2181 nt
Organism: Nanorana parkeri
Lineage: Eukaryota; Metazoa; Chordata; Amphibia; Anura; Dicroglossidae
Product: serine/threonine-protein phosphatase 2A 55 kDa regulatory subunit B beta isoform
Exons: 13
Coding region: 270-1799 (509 amino acids)
Biological process (GO): peptidyl-serine dephosphorylation
Cellular component (GO): protein phosphatase type 2A complex; cytosol
Molecular function (GO): protein phosphatase regulator activity; protein binding
Source: RefSeq, a predicted model, not a curated record